AUGCUAAAUUCUCUUUUCAUUAAUCACCAAGAUCAAAAGGAAGCUUUGGCCAUCGAGCGUCGACGAAGGUUUGAAGAAUCACGAAAACAGCGCAUCUUUAAUGCCAGACGACGUCUUAUUGGGGUGGACACCGAUGCCCUCGGGUAUCAGAUCCAGGAAAAGCAUGAAGCGGAACAAGCGCACGCAGAACAGCAGCGCAAAAUUGCGGAAGAAAUGCGCCGCCAGGAGCAAGUUCUUCUGAUGAAGCAACACGAACAGCGCCAGGAACGCAUUCGCGAGCAGAACGAACUUAACCGUUUCCGCGAGUCGCACCAAAAACCGGAACAAUCCCGUGACUUUGACCUUUUCGAUCCGAACGGAUUGAAGAAAUCCCUCCCGGCCCGAAUCGGUGAUGAUGAUCCGCGACUAAGCGUUUCCGGUGCACAAAUAUUUGACGGUGAAGAUCUAGAAGAACGCCACCGACGGAAGGUGCAGAUCGAACAGCAACGGUCCUGGCUGGAACAACAGAUUCGCGAAAAACGCCAAGCCGAGAUCGAUCGUCGAGCAGCAGAAAAGUUCCUGGAAGACUCACUAAUGUCACGAGAAAACCGACUCCAUCAGCUUGCAUCCCAGGAACGGUACGCGAGGGGCAAAAUCCAUGAAGCGAUCAAUGAGUUUAAUCGGCGGCUGAUGAACGAACAGGAACAGCAGCGAAUGCGCCGUGAGCGAGAAGAGCAGGAAGAUAAUUUGGCGGAAAUUUACAAUAAUCUUACGAGCGACAUUUUAACCGAAAAUCCGGACGCGGCGAAAAGUAGCUUUGGACCUAAUCGUGUCAUUACGGCUCAGUACAAGGGUAUGUCCCCGGAGGAAAUUGAACAGAUACGGCGGACGCAAGAAUUGCAGCUGGAAGAGCUUAAACGGAAGCGGCAAAAUGAGACCAAUACGCGAAAAGCAUGGGAUCAGCUGGCAAAUGAUUUUGAUCGGACGGUUACUCUGAAGGAGCGUGAGCUGACCCGACGAAGGCACGCACUGGCCGAACAGAUUAGGCAAGAAAAUCAUCUACUGUCGUUGGAACAACAGCGCAAGCUGAAACACUUGGAUAAGGUCGUGUACCAGAAUCGGCCAACGGAGGCUUACUUUGAUCAAUUCAAUACCUGCUCACGAUAA
Anopheles maculipalpis is the source of this 1146-nucleotide messenger RNA. Its product is annotated as RIB43A-like with coiled-coils protein 2. The transcript is spliced from 2 exons. Bases 1 to 1146 code for a protein of 381 amino acids. The record is from RefSeq and is a predicted model, not a curated record. Lineage: Eukaryota; Metazoa; Arthropoda; Insecta; Diptera; Culicidae.